This is a messenger RNA of Linum tenue, 261 nucleotides long. The record is from the annotation of a GenBank genome assembly. Lineage: Eukaryota; Viridiplantae; Streptophyta; Magnoliopsida; Malpighiales; Linaceae.
UAUGGCGACCCUGCCCAGGUCCUGAAACUGGAAUCUGAAGUCCCAGUUCCUGAUGUGAAAGAAGAUCAAGUUCUCGUCAAGGUUGUUGCUGCAGCGCUUAAUCCGUUGGAUUAUAAGAGAAUGGAGGGAGCUAUCAAAGCCACUGAUUCUUCUCCACCGACAGUUCCAGGUUACGAUGUUGCUGGCGUGGUGGUUGAACUCGGAAGCAAAGUGAAGAACCUACAAGUUGGAGAUGAAGUAUACGGGAAUAUUAACGAGGCA